AUGUGCAGAUUGGAGCCAUUUCUGAAGUGGUCCCUGGUGGUCCUCCUUUUCCUGGGCCUGGCAGAGGCCUGUAUCCCUCGUAAAGUCGCAAUGGAAGAAAAAAGUAAGAACUAUAAGGGUUGGCUGAAGCUGAUGAGCAGACUGUCCCCGGAUGGUUUCAGACAAAACAUCAUAUCCUCCUCCAAGACGCCUCCCCUGGUAACCAUUCCAGACAAGACGGAGGAAGAAUGUAAGUACUUUGAAAAGGUCCUUGGUCUGCUGAGCCUCCAAGUGCUGAGUGAAGAAGCAAAUGACUGCAAAGAAGAAGUGAAGUCUCCCCCUGCCAGCACCACAGCCAGGGUCCUUGUGAAGAACGGCGGAUGGAACUUUUUGAAGUGCGCCUACAUGGUGAUGACCUUCCUCUUCGUGUCCUACAAUAAAGGAGACUGGUGUUACUGUCACUACUGCAACCCGGAGCUGAAUCUGAGAGACGACCCCUGCUGCUCUUUCUAG
This is a messenger RNA of Chionomys nivalis (European snow vole), 492 nucleotides long. RefSeq names its product epididymal protein 13 (gene Eddm13). The record is from RefSeq and is a predicted model, not a curated record. The transcript is spliced from 12 exons. Lineage: Eukaryota; Metazoa; Chordata; Mammalia; Rodentia; Cricetidae. The coding region runs from base 1 to 492 and encodes 163 amino acids.